AUGUUCACUAAGCAGACUCUUUCUGCCUUUGUUGGAGCUUUGGCUCUGGCUUCGGCCAAGACUAUCCCCGCAAGUGAUGAGUAUCCCACUGCGGCGGAGAUCGCCAGUGCUAAGGAAUCGGUGCUGCCAUAUUCUCCCGUCUCAAAUGUGAAGGGUUUGGCGUUCAACCGCUUUGCGCAGAUUUGGAUCGAGAACACCGAUUACCAAACUGCCGCUGACGAUGUCAACUUCGCCAAGCUGGCUAAGGAAGGUAUCCUUUUGACCAACUACUUCGCCUUGACUCACCCCUCGGAGCCAAACUACGCUGCCUCUGCUGCCGGCGAUACCUUCGGCAUGGACAACGACGACUUCCACCAGCUCCCAGCUAACAUCUCCACUAUCGCUGAUAUCCUCGAUACCAAGCGUAUCUCCUGGGGUCAAUAUCAAGAAGAUCUCCCCUACGCCGGAUACCAGGGCUACCGGUACCCCGAGAGCGGCGCAAAUGAGUACGUUCGCAAGCACGAUCCUCUCAUACUCUUCGACUCCGUCACCAACGACGCUGUUCGCCCGCGCCAAAUCAAGAACUUCACUACCUUCUACGAGGACCUGAAGCACGAGAGUAUCCCUCAGUACAUGUUUAUCACACCUAACAUGACUAACGAUGCUCAUGAUUCCGAUAUCACUGUUGCCGGUGACUUCAUUGAGCGCUUUGUGCCUCCUCUCCUGCGCAAUGAGUACUUCUCCAAGGAUACUUUGAUGCUUGUUACUUUCGAUGAGUCGGGUAACUACACUGUUCCCAACCGUGUUUACAGCUUCCUCGUUGGUGGUGCUGUUCCCGAGCAUUUGAAGGGUACUAAGGAUGAUACUUUCUAUACUCAUUACAGUAUUAUUGCUUCCCUUUCUGCUAACUGGGGCCUUCCUUCCCUUGGACGUUGGGAUUGCGGUGCCAAUCUGCUUAAGCUUGUUGCUGAGAAGACUGGAUACGUGAACUAUGAGGUUGAUUAUGAUGGUCUCUACCUUAAUGAGACUUAUCCUGGUCCUCUUUCUGAUGGCGAUUACUCUACGUAUGAGCCUUUGUGGUCUGUCCCUGCCACCUCGGGAUCCUGCAGCGCUGGACACGGUAUUGCUGAUGUGGUCAAGAAGACCUACCAUGGUCUUGAGCCUACAUAUAACUAUACCAGUCCUAUUCCUUAUGAUGCGAAGACUGGUAACAAUGUUGGUCUUAAGUAUUUCCGUACUCUGAAGAACGGAAAGAAGCAGAGCGGCAUUACUGCUUAA
Molecule: messenger RNA, 1257 nt
Organism: Penicillium angulare
Lineage: Eukaryota; Fungi; Ascomycota; Eurotiomycetes; Eurotiales; Aspergillaceae
Product: putative acid phosphatase
Exons: 3
Coding region: 1-1257 (418 amino acids)
Biological process (GO): phospholipid catabolic process
Molecular function (GO): hydrolase activity, acting on ester bonds
Source: RefSeq, a predicted model, not a curated record